UGUCGGAGCAGCCCAGGAGCGCACAUAGAGGAUAAUCGCAGGUGGUGAGAGGGUUACAAUCUGCCGACAAGCCGCGACAGGGGCAGGUGUCGGAUUGCAUCUGACCAAACAUUGAGGUUCAUCAGACAAUCGUCUCUCGUGGAUCUAGUUUUUCUUUUUUCUUUCCACCUCCCUCACCCUGGAUGAUCCACAAUGCGGUCCUCAGCUUGGUUCGUCGCCAGUUGCGCUCUCAUCCUCUGCGCGCUCCGCCUGAUUGACGGGGCCAAAGGACAGCGGCAGUGUGGUGAGACAGACUACUACUACGAGUACACCGAGUGUGACAGUACAGGAUCUCGGUGGAGAGUGGCCAUCCCACACAGAACCGGGGCCUGCACUGGACUACCAGAGCCCGUUCGUGGCACAGAGUGCACCUUCUCCUGCGAGGCUGGGGAGUUCCUGGAGAUGUCGGCUCAGGAGUGCACAAAGUGUGCCGCGGGGAGCUACUCCCUCGGCAGCGGUAUCCGCUUCGACCAGUGGGAUUCCAUGCCGACUGGAUUCAGUAGCCUGGCAACCUCGCUGGAAAACAGCCCCCACGGAGAUGACAAGCUCACCUGCAACAGUUCUUCCUGGGUGCCUCAAGGAAACUACCUGGAGUCCAACAGGGACGAAUGCACCGUCUCACUCAUCUACGCUGUGCAUCUGAAGAAACAGGGAUCCGUCAGCUUUGAGUACCAGUAUCCAGACAGCAACUUGCUGUUUGAAUUCUUUAUCCAGAAUGACCAGUGUCAGGAGAUGGACCAGUCGACUGCUACAAAGUGGCUCAAGCUCACCAAUCACGGCGAAUGGGCAACCCACACGGUGAACCUGAAAUCUGGCACCAACAUCCUCUACUGGAGGACAGGAGGGGUCUUGAUGGGUACCAAAGUGGUGAAGCCUGUUUUGCUGAAAAACUUCCAAAUAGAAGGAGUUGCCUAUACGUCGGUGUGUUUUCCGUGUAAGCCAGGGACAUUCAGUCGAGUCCCGGGCUCCUCUUCUUGUGAGCCCUGCCCUCGGGACACCUACUCUGGCCAUGGUGCCAGCUCCUGCACUUCCUGUAAAACCACCACUCAGUACGCAGCCGAGGCAUCAGCUGUGUGUAAGGACAGACCUCCAUGUUCCAAGAAGGACUAUUUUCAGAUCCACACAGCAUGUGACCACGAAGGCAAGACGCAGGUCAUUUAUAAGUGGAUUGAGCCUAAGAUCUGUCUGGAGCGUGCGACGGGAGCUGAGAUGUUGCCUCAGAGUGGAGAACGAGAGCCCUGCCCCCCUUGUAACCCUGGUUUCUAUACCAAUGACACAGCCACCUGCUCACCCUGCCCGCCUGGGACCUACUCUGACGGGCUGGAACCAUGUAAGCAGUGUCCAGCAGGCACUGAGCCCACCUUGGGUUAUGAGUAUAAAUGGUGGAAUGUUCUCCCUGCAAACAUGAAGACGUCCUGUUUUAACGUGGGCAACUCCAAAUGUGACACUAUGAAUGGUUGGGAAGUGGCAGGCGAUCACAUCCAGAGUGGGGCAGGGAGCUCCGAUAACGAUUACCUCAUCCUCAACAUCCAUGUUCCUGGCUUCAAGCUCCCUACUUCAAUAUCGAGCCACUCGGGGACAGAAUUUGGUCGCAUCACUUUUGAAUUUGAAACCUUGUGCGCAGCCGAUUGUGAGCUCUACUUCAUGAUGGACGUAAACAGGAAGAGCACCACCGUGGUGGAGUCGUGGGAGAGAAGCAAACCAAGACAGACUUACACGCACGUCAUGACAAAGAACGCCUCGGUUUCCUACACGUGGGCUUUCCAGAGGACUAACCAGCCUUCAGAUGUACGUCGUAACGUCAACGACAUGGCGCGAAUCUACUCCAUCUCGGUGAGUAACGCUGUGGACGGGGUGUCCUCUGGGUGUCGGGCUUGUGCACUCAGCACCCAACCGUCCAGCUCUACCUGUGUGCCUUGCCCACCUGGACAUUACAUAGACACGCACACCAGCCAAUGCACAGAGUGUCCACGCAACACAUACCUCGUGUCUCACGUCACACCGGGUCCGGAUGCCUGCAAACCCUGUGGACCAGCCAGCAAAAGUGACAAGGACCACAGUUUAUGUUACAGCGACUGUCACUUCAACCACACAGAGGGAAACGUCACACUGACCUUUGACUUCGGCCUCCUGGGCUCUGUAGGAUCACUGAUGAAUGGUCCGAGCUUUACCUCCAAAGGAACUAAGUACUACCACCAUUUCAAUAUCAGCCUGUGUGGUGGACAGGGUCAGCUGGCGGUGUGCACGGACAAUGUAACAGACCUAUCCAGCACCGACUACCAGAGAGAGAAAGGCGAAGGAGCGAAUGCUGUCAAGACCUUCAUGUGUCAGUCAACAAUAAUCCCAGCUGGUGGACGAGGAUUCCACACAGCAAUCUCCUCACAGUCUAUUGUUCUGGCUGACACGUUCCUUGGGGCGACAGUAGACGAUACACUUGAUGGAAUAAGGGCUAGACCAGAACUGUACCCCCACACCUCGAAGAAAGUCCCUGACGUUAACUUCUACUACAGGUCCUUGGAUGCAACCUCAUCUUGUGAGUCAGGUCGGAGUUCAGUGGUUACACUUCGCUGUAACCCAGAGAGGAGCAUGAAAGGAGAGCUCUCAGUUCCCAGUCAGUGCCCCGCCGGAACAUGUGACGGAUGCACCUUUCAUUUCUUAUGGGAGAGCUCGGGGGCUUGUCCCACAUGCACAGAGAGAGAUUACCAUCGGAUAGAAGGAGUCUGCAAGGGAGGACACCAGGAUCUACUGUAUGUGUGGACUGAACCCAAGCUGUGUAUGGGAGGUGUGAGCUUGCCUGAAAAGGAAACGUUGAAGUGUGAGGGUAUGGAGUUCUGGAUACGGCUCGGUGCAGGGCUGGGAGCCUUCACUGCAGUGCUGCUCGUCUCCCUCACCUGCUACUUCUGGAAGAAGAACAAACGGCUGGAGUACAAGUACUCGCGGUUGGUGAUGUCUGCCAAUAAGGAGUGUGACAUGCCAGGAGCCGACAGCUGUGCGAUGAUGGAGGGAGAGAACGAGGGAGACAUGGAGGAUGAAGUUGUCUACACAAAGCCCUCUCUGCUUGGCAAACUCAAAGCCAUAGCAUCCAAGGGGAACGGUGAGAAGUAUGAAAAUGUGCAGCUGAACUCAUCUCAUUCCAAAGCGUUGGUGUGGAGCUAGGAGUGCGUUGAAUGGAGUGGGAGUGAGGGGCGAGACCAGACCCUCAAGAGACUUUCCACGGAUGGACCCUUUAAUCAACCUCCCCCUUUAUGAGCUUCGAUACCUGGAAUACCAACUGUGUGUAAAUAUACACACACACUCCCGCACACACACCUGGCACAUGGAGCCAGGUUCAGAGGAGUCCCACUAACAUGCUGGCCUUAAAGCUUGGUACGACAGAGCCGUCCAACACGGAGCUUGUAACUGUGAAGCAGGUGUGUGUGAUGGACGCUUCCUGGUCACUGAUGUCAGAGAGGCUGUGAGAAGAGCUCAGGGUAAGACGAAGUACCAUUUGAGAUGUUCUGUUUCGGUUUAUUUCAGUCUGUGUAGUAUCUCACAUUUCUUUAGACAGCCAAGGUGCAUUUUUUUCCCCCCAUUCAGAAUCACCAUGGUUAGUGUGUGUAUGUGUGUGCAUCUCCCAUAGACAGUUACACAGACUGAUGUAUUUUGGCCGAUAAAAGCCUAUAUCUUCUCAGUUGCUCUGACUCGUUUUUUCCUUUGUUGAAGUCACUGCAUUGAGAUCUGCUGACCAAUUGAAAUUAAGAUGUCAUGGGCGGAUGAGGUUGUGGUGUUGACUGUCAACGUGUGUCUAAUAAACAAUGAUGUAUUUGCAUAAUAAA
Scophthalmus maximus (turbot) is the source of this 3854-nucleotide messenger RNA. It is a transcript of the gene elapor2a, whose product is annotated as endosome-lysosome associated apoptosis and autophagy regulator family member 2a. The record is from RefSeq and is a predicted model, not a curated record. The transcript is spliced from 22 exons. The coding region runs from base 193 to 3195 and encodes 1000 amino acids. Lineage: Eukaryota; Metazoa; Chordata; Actinopteri; Pleuronectiformes; Scophthalmidae. Gene Ontology annotation, biological process: positive regulation of BMP signaling pathway.